GUCCAAAUUGGGGUACUUUUUUUUGUCGUUUUUACUAUUUUAGCAAGCACCAAGCUCCUCCACAAUUUAGUACUGGAGUUACUUGGAGAUUGACCACAGCUCAGACUUACAAUUACUGAAUUCUCUCGCGAAAAUGAAGCUCACACUUUUCCUCGCAAUUACUCUCGUUGUGCUUCAAACACAAGGAGUGUUUUCAUACCUUUAUCAAAAAGAGAACCGAUACUCCAACAUUUUAAAGAAAUACUCUGACAUUUCGCAACCAGAAGUUUCUGGGCUGAAUUUGAAAAUAACGGACGAUUCCGUUAAUAAUUUAGUGGAUAAAUUGAUAGCUGAAAUCGGCGAUGAGGAUGAAGACGUUGACCGGUCUCUGUUUGAAUUUGAGGACAACGAUGAUUUUAAUGGCUUUGAGGAUGUCGAUUUGAAUUCAUGGGGCUCUGAGAAAAAUGUGAAAUAUACGCCCUACCCAAUACAACAAAAUACUGUUGUGACCUCCACCGUGGGAAAAUGGGGCUGUGUGUAUUCUCGAAUUUUCUCAAUUUCCUCCAACAAAACCAAAUCGUUUUGGAAGGUGCAUGAAACUUCGAAGCAAGGAGGACAGAUUUCCUCAGAUGUUCAAGGUUCCAUCGACACCAAGCUGACGGUAACAUCAUCCGGCAAGGUCUCGGGUUCCGUCAAUAACACCGUGUACUUCGAGGGCAAAGAAUAUAAGACCAAAAUCGGAGUCGAAACAAGUCUCAAGACCACCGAGGUCGACACUAAAGUUGGAAAGAAGGAACAAAGGUUCAUUUCUUCCUCAAAUGCCACCAUAAAAACCAACGUCCAAGUCCAAAACAAAACCAUUCCAAUAGGAAUUACCGUGAGCUCGAAGGCAGAAACAUUCACAGCCCCCUUCAGAGUUUAUCUCACUCUGUUUGAAUCCGACUGGGAGUUGAAUUUCUCUGCAGAUAAGAAAUUUUCUGGACAAGUCAGAGGCGAAGUUACAUCUCGAGUAGUAUUUUCCAAGAAUGGAAAAUCUUUGACAAAAUCGUGGAUCAAGGGAUACGUAACAGCCGAAGGGGAUCAAAUUUGUUCAGUCAAAAUGUUUAAGGUUGGAUCUCACGUUUUCACGAAGACUGCCACGAAGGAGGAAUCAAGCGAAUCGAACGAGAGCUCGACUUAUGAAGACGAUAAUGCAGUGACCAUUGACGUUUGCACUUAUUCUAAAGGAAAGGUUUACGAGAGGGCGGAGGCCAAAGGAAACGUGACAGUAUUCGCAGGAAGUGGAGCAGUUAGUUAUGAAAAGGAUGUAAUUAGUGUGCCCACUUCUUUAGCACAACACGAGUACGGAAUUCACUGGAUGGUCAAAAAUUUGCUUAAUAGAAAAUUGGCAAGUUGGGGUAAACCAUCAACCGACAUUCUUAAUGUGUAAGACUUGAAACUGGAAGGACAAUAAAUAUAUAAUACUUAAGACCAAUACAAUUUAACUUGUUAUCAAAUAAAUGUUUCAAUAAAUAAGUUGAAUAUUCCUAUGAACCGUAUUACUG
Messenger RNA from Folsomia candida, 1523 nucleotides. RefSeq lists its product as uncharacterized. The record is from RefSeq and is a predicted model, not a curated record. Lineage: Eukaryota; Metazoa; Arthropoda; Collembola; Entomobryomorpha; Isotomidae. The transcript is spliced from 4 exons. Bases 134 to 1408 code for a protein of 424 amino acids.